AUGUCGAUAGAGCUACCUCCUCCCGCCGGCCUGCCUUCUUCUUCCCUCCCAUUUUUUUUUUCUUCUCUCCUCCGGCGCCCACAGCUCCCUCUAGCUCCCGCGCUCUCUCUCUCUCUCAGAGCUCUCCCGCGCUCUCUCUCUCUCAUCAGCUCCCUCUCCCGCGCUCUCUCUCUCUCUCUCGCUCUAUCUCUCUCCAGCUCACGUGACGCGCGUGCUCCGGCCAUCUCCAUCACUUCGCCGGCUGAAACUUCUCCGUCGUCGAUCAACUACCUCCAGCUCGAUCUCCUGCAGGUUACUAUGAGCCAUAGGGGGAAGAGAAGAGCACGCAGGGGCUCGUCUCUCAAGCGACAGCCUAUGUCGCUUGGGUCUCCGUCAGUCCACCUUGAUGAUAGCGAGCAACAAGACGUUGCUCAGCUUUUGGGUAUUCAGGACGGAUAUCGACCGGUACUUCCAGGCGAUAUGGAAGGGGAGAUCUCUCUCCAUAAUCCAUACGGUCGGGCAGGCAUGGCCCAGAUGGGGUAUCUGCCAGAGAGCCAGCUUGGACAGAGUAUGCAGGGACAUGUAGAGCACCUUGAUGAUAGCCAGCAUAGCGCAGGUCCCGACGACAGUGACACAUCGGCCGAGGAGGACUGUAUUGGUGCGACACAGGACACGGCUGACCCGCAGCCAACCGACCCUGCUCCCGGCGACCACUUACUCCCUCGGCAGGUCCGCACCAUAAGUACCGAUUCAGAGGGAAACGAAGUUAUUGAGGUGUUUACCAUCCGUGACUCGCACAGGUUGCCGGGAGUCCCGGCCGGCAAGCGGAUCAUUAUGGAGUACAAUGCUGCAUGCCAGCCCGUCGGCGUUAGUUCCAUGAGGUUUAAACGGAUGGCUGGAGAUAUCGUAAGGAGCUCCAAUUAUGUCCGAAUACCGGACGAUUGGUUAAAGGUACCGCAGCGUACCAAAGAGGAUAUUUGGGACGCCUUGAUGGCAUACUUUUUCGUCCCGCCCGAAUUCAAUUUGAAAGCCAUAAAGAAUGAAGCAUUCAAGGAUAUGGGAUCAAAGCUGCGGACUUGGAAGUACGAGCUUAAAAGACGCUGUGCAAUUACGGAGGAAGAUACUCCGGAUACUAUACGGGCAAGAGUGGGGGACAAAACACUUGACGAGUACAAUGCCGAAGACGUGGAGAUCUUAUUGGAGAGAGGGUGUACUCGUCAGAAUAAGGACUAUGCAAACAAAAUGAAGAGCUUGCGAGCAUUAAAUAAAGAGCCCCAUUGCACCGGAUCGAAGAGCUAUGCCAGAGCGACAGAUGAGGAGGCCAUACGUCUGGGCAAGUAUCCUACUCGUGCAGAGAGUAACAUCAGCACGCACACGAAGGCGGACAAAAGCUAUCCGAAUGAGAUAGUGGAAGAAAGAUGUAAAAGGAUGAAGGAGCUGAUACCCACCGACCCUGCAGCGUCGUCUAGCAUCACAGAGGGAACGGUCAAGUGGGCGCCAAACGACUCGUAUGCACAGGCGCUUGGAAAUAAGCCUGAGUACGCCAGUAGGGUUCGGCAGGCUGGAUCGAAUAUUUUUCCCAGCUCUUGA
Molecule: messenger RNA, 1569 nt
Organism: Corylus avellana
Lineage: Eukaryota; Viridiplantae; Streptophyta; Magnoliopsida; Fagales; Betulaceae
Source: RefSeq, a predicted model, not a curated record